CUCCUGCCUGGACUUCUCAGCUGAGAGUGAACAUCAGUCAGGCACCCAGCGAAGUUUCUCUCUGAGCUCUGCCGCUGUUUACUGAAGGAUACGGAUUUUGGGCGACAGCACUGCAGAACGACAGAGCGGCCUGUUUUGACUGAUUGGUCACUCCAAAUUCACAAGGCAAAAUAGUUGCAGGUGAUUGGGUGAGGAGACGGAGGAGACGGAGACAAACUGGGAAUCUCUCCUCAGAGAUCUCUUUUUCCAUCAUGCUGAAUACUAUGUUGCUUGGGGUCCAGGCAGAGACCUCCAACAAACCUGACUUGUCUUUGGCUAAUAAGGUGCUCAACGGCAUUAACUGGGUUGUGGUAGCCGUCUUCUACCUGGAGAUCGCGCUGAAAUGGAUGGUGGACUUCUGGCUGUUUUGGAGAAACGCAUGGAACAUCUUUGAUUUCAUCCUCACCUUUCUGAGAACAUGUCUCAGCAGCACUAACACGAAAGCCACUGGAGUAGUAAAGGUUCUCUGCACCUUUCGAGUCCUUCGUGCACUGAAGAUCACAGCCAAAUUCAGGCAGGUUAGACUGUUGGCCCUGUUGGCCAUAACAAGAUCUGUUAAGGAUCUGGUACCUGUCUUUCUGCUUCUGUUAAUACCGAUGUACAUCUUCGCUGUGACGGGCAUUCCACUGUUUAAAGAACAAACUCAGUAUGACGCUGAGAACCUCACCUACGGCAAAAGUUUCGAAGGCAUAAGCAACUCUUUCAGCACCGUCUUCAGAUUGCUCACCAUCGAUCACUGGUACUCCCUGCUGGAGGAUGGAUGGAACGUCCCAGAUCUGAACAAAGUCGCCUGCGGUGCCUUCGUGAUCAGCUGGAUCAUCGUUGGUUCCUUCAUUUUCUGCCAUCUUUUUGUGGGCUUCAUGGUGAGCAACUUUGAGUUCACCAGGAGUGACUUUGUGAAAGAGGUUCAGUCGAUUGAGAAACAUCAGAAAGCAGAUUUGUUUAAGGCUGAAAUUCUAAACAAGACAAUGAGCCAAACAAGCAUCCAGGUGGAGACUUCAGCAUCCACCACUCUUUGCUCCCCAGACCAGACAGAUGUUGACUGGGAGACCAAAGUGAUGCAGUAUUUAGACGCAAUCAAGGAGCAGGAAGAGGACGAGCAGGAGGUGGUCUGGCCCAGGGACACCCUCUUCAGACACUAUGAGCAGAUGGAGGAGCUACAGUGCAACCUGGAGGAGAAGACGCUGCAUCAUCUAAAUUCAGGCACUGCUUAACCUUAGUGACAUGUAGUGCCCUAAGGAGCCUGACGUGUCCCUCCAGCUGAAGCUACAGGGCAGCCAAAAGGAUAGCCAUGACAUCACCCAGCUCCCAGAGGUCGAGCAGGUGGUCUUGCCCAGGGACACCCUCUUCAGGUACUUUGAGCUGAUGGAGGAGCUACAGCGCAACCUGGAGGAGAAGAAGAGGCUGCAUCAUCUAAAAA
This is a messenger RNA of Pygocentrus nattereri (red-bellied piranha), 1459 nucleotides long. Its product is annotated as cation channel sperm-associated protein 2-like. Gene Ontology annotation, cellular component: membrane; CatSper complex. Gene Ontology annotation, biological process: flagellated sperm motility; transmembrane transport; fertilization. NCBI's taxonomy places the organism in Eukaryota, Metazoa, Chordata, Actinopteri, Characiformes, Serrasalmidae. The record is from RefSeq and is a predicted model, not a curated record. Gene Ontology annotation, molecular function: calcium-activated cation channel activity.